Molecule: messenger RNA, 1416 nt
Organism: Vitrella brassicaformis
Lineage: Eukaryota; Vitrellaceae
Source: the annotation of a GenBank genome assembly
GUGCUCUGUCGCCACACACCCACACACACCAGCCGACCUAUUGACUUAAAUGCCUCCCUCAUACGGUAUAAAAGCCUUUGCUGUCUGGACCCUCUCUCUGCGUCACAUCCAUUCAUCCAUCCAUCGAUUGUCUGUACCCAAUGCUGUUACCCGCUUCCACCAGAAAGCACCCAAUACCCCCCAGAACAACGUAGGCUCGGCGAACCGCAUCAACAGCUGCACUGCGUCCACCUUGACACCCGCCAUAAUCGAAGAUGCUAAGGCAAAAAGAGCCUUGAAGUAGCCGUAUAGCAGACCGCCAACGGACUCGCCCACCAUCACGAACCCGAGAUCCCGCCCACUCAGAUCCCGCAGCCUCAUGGGAGCCACCGGCUUCUGUUCUUCUCCUGCCGCUGGUUUCGUUCAGCUGUUCUCGAGCAGUCGUACAUCCGACGGCAGGUCACCUGAUUAAUUGACAUCACACAGAUGCACAAAAAGAUGUCCACGGAUGUGCAUGUGCAUCGGCCCAUCGCUUACGAUCUCUGGGUACGGUGGUGGCUUCUGGGAUCUUGUUCCACCAGAAGACGAUAAUGGGCACCAGCAGCACUGUGGCCGCGGCAAGCUGAAGAAGCAUGGCAAGGACCUGGACGCUCGCCAACUUGGACACGAUCUCGGGGCCACUCAGACUGCACGCGGAUGCACAUACACACAGAUGCAGAUACAUUCGUUAUCGACGAUGCAGCCUCGUCAGAUACCUGAAGUCAAUGGCGGUGAUGCACCUGAAGACUAUGCGCGCCGUGAGGGAGUAGAACCGAAGGAGGAAGAUGCAGAAGAACGCACCCACGUUGGCACAGGCGAUGUCCCGUUGGCUGAGAUGCUUGUAGAGAUUGAAUCUGCCAGCACUCAGGGCGGUCAGCGGCCUCCCUCCCGUUGACGUCGGUGGGGGCUGCGGUUGGUGUGCCACUCGGAGGGGCCCUGCGUGUGUCAGCCGGAUUGGCCGGACGAAGGCCGCAGAGCACGGCAGCGGUGACAGGCCGACGGACAGAAGAAGCAGCACAAUGGGCAGCCUGCAGACAAGGCAGACAAUGCGGCCACACCCGUCUGUGUUGCAUUGGUGUGACUCUCGCGCACCUCCACACAGACGCCAUCGAUCUCUCCAGCUCCUUGAUCAGCAGGCCUCUGAGAGGGCAGACAGGUGCUCAACGGUCGGAGAAGUAACCAAGCCCUGCAUGCACAGAGAUGCACAGAAACCAACACAUGUUAUCACGCAUCUGUGAAUCGACAGGUGCAAAUCGCUUGUGGAAAUUAAGUCACCUUCAGGUAACCUCGAGCAGCAGCGGUUACGGCCACCUCGAAGGGUGCGAGCUUAGCAGCGCAGAUAUCCCUCCCCUCGCGGAUUCCUUUUUGGGCGUCUGUCGCAAGACCUCGGCAAAAAAG